UCCGAAACACUCUAGUGUAUUGGUGUUUAUUCAUGAUUGAACCGGCGCGGCUUUUAAACACAAUCAGUACUCUUCCUCAAAGGCACUUAACUUUUUACACAUGCAAAAAAAAAAUCAAAUUUUUACUUGUGGCAAUAUUUUUAAAAAAGUCCGUUGUGUUUUUAUUCUUGGAACACGUGUGUGUGUGUGUGUGUGUGUGUGUGUGUCGCAUUCCCGUACAAGAACUAUGUUUGUGAUGAGGCGGGAAAUGGCGUCUACAGAUAUACGGUAGAUUUGUGACUUGCUAGCGGGCGACCGACACAGCUGGCUGCGACAACACCGGUCCGACCGCCACCGGUGGCCGCCCGGUCGCGGUUGAAAGCCGUCAGCGCUGCAACAAGUUUUAAAGAGUUUUCUGGAUCGUCGUUCUUCUAUGUGACGGUGGAGCAUGAUGAGGCUGAGAGUGCGUAAAGCUCCUCAGCAGCUGUCCUCAGGCCGUCGAACGCACCCUUCCCAGUCCAAAAGGAAACACUGUGAGGUGGAGCCCUCUCCAGUGAGAAACAGAGGCAAAAUGCAGACAAAUGAGACUGGCCUGUUCUCCACCAUAAAAAAAUUCAUCCGUGGAAAUGCUGUAAAGGUAGAGCAAGAUAUCCCAGCUAAGAGGAGUCGCUUGGAUUGUAACCUGGAUAGGAAUCUGAUUACCUCGACACCACAGAGCGGAGGUCUUUCCAGCAAAUCUGUCUCCAGAGUAUGCAGGAAAAGCCCAAAAAAAGACACAGUGACUUGCAGCAGUAAGCCUAUAAAACCAAAUGGUAAACUAGAGGCCCCAGUUGAGGCAGCCACCAGCCCACCACGCACCACCCUGCUUGGGACCAUCUUCUCACCAGUCUUUAACUUCUUCUCACCAGCAACCAAGACUGCCACUCCAGGUUCUGACUCACCAGGCCAAGCAGUGGAGGCAGAGGAAAUCCUGAAGCAGCUGGAUAUAGAGCAGGCAGUGGAGAUUCCCAGUAGCACGCUCACAUCCACAGAAGGCAUCGCUUCAUGCCAUGCUGCCCCAGCUUUACCGCAGAAGCCUCAGAUCACUCCAGAUUCCACCAUAGAAGAAGGCGAAAUAGUCACCGAAGCUGAUAUUCCCCCCUUAACAGUUCCUGGGUGUACACAAGACGGCAGUUACCCACAUGCUCUUCCCUCAGUCCCUGCGGAGGCCUCAUAUGAUGAGGAAUGGGAAGUUUUUGAUCCGUACUUCUUUAUCAAGCACGUGCCUCCAUUGACAGAGGAGCAGAUGACACGCAAACCAGCACUACCCUUAAAAACACGCAGCACGCCGGAGUUUUCCCUGGUCUUAGAUCUAGAUGAAACACUGGUGCACUGCAGUUUGAAUGAACUAGAGGACGCCGCCCUGACAUUCCCUGUACUUUUUCAGGAUGUAAUAUACCAGGUGUAUGUUCGGUUGAGGCCAUUUUUUCGAGAAUUUCUUGAGCGCAUGUCUCAAAUGUAUGAGAUCAUUCUCUUCACGGCCUCGAAGAAAGUGUAUGCUGAUAAGUUGCUAAACAUCCUUGAUCCGAAGAAACAAUUGGUCAGACAUAGGCUUUUUCGUGAGCACUGCGUGUGUGUACAAGGAAAUUACAUUAAAGACUUGAACAUUCUUGGACGGGAUCUUUCAAAGACGAUAAUAAUUGACAAUUCACCCCAAGCCUUUGCCUAUCAGCUCUCUAAUGGGAUACCAAUCGAGAGCUGGUUUGUGGACAGAAAUGACAAUGAGCUUUUAAAGCUUGUUCCUUUUCUGGAGAAGCUGGUAGAGCUGAAUGAAGAUGUCAGACCUCACAUCCGAGACAGGUUUCGUUUGCAUGACCUUCUCCCCCCAGACUGAGCACUUUGACAAAGAAAGGUCAUCUUCCAGUAAGAUGGCGUCAACUUGAGAAAAAUAUUCGAGAUGGCUAUUCAAUGGAUCUUUCUGUGCAAAAACAUUGCCAUAACUUUAAAAAAAAUGUAUAAAGACAUGUAAAGUAUGUUUGAGUCCAAUGCACUGUAUGUUUCUGUACAUACAUUCUCAAACUAGACUCUCAAACCGUACCACAGCAGUCCUUUACAUUUUGCUGGCUUCUUUCUAGGUUGACCUAGAAGGUGACAUAUGGAAGAAAUCUCAUCUUUACCUACCAUUUUUGGAUUGACAAAAAUGAAUGUCAUGCAGUGUUGGAAUAUAUGGACCUUGUUGGCUCCAGCCUAAUCUUGAAUGGCCAGUCAAAACUGUAUAUUAACGCUAUAUUACUUGUAUAUAUGAUAUAUGUAUAUAUAUUUUUUCUCCAAGGUUUUUAAGUCCUUUUAACUUUAUUUUUAGUAUGUAUUGAUUUUAAUUGAGUUGCUUUUAUAAACCAACAAAUUGUUAGUGUAUUUCGUUUGAGGAUGAUGCUACACAGCUGCGUUUUUAGUCUAUGCUUGUAUCAUAUACUGUGAUGCUUUACUCCAUUAAAUGCAGUUGUCUGUAUUAAGGUGAAGUUUUAAAAUCUAUCUUUGGGAGGAUGUUUCUGAAAUUGUGAUAUUUAAAAAAAAAAGUGUAACGUAAGCUAGUAUAGGGGUUUCAACUGAAUACAAAGCCAUAAUGGCCAGAUACUAAUUUUAAGAUUUGUAUUUAAGAGCCUCCUUCAGACAUCAAUACGGUGAUCUUGAUCAUCCUCUGGAAAGAUGACUGGGAAGGGAGGACUUCAACGAUCCUGCACUUUUUCAUCCAACCCUUUUUAACUAAAAAUUAGGUCCUGUCACUUUUCUAUACAGGUGUAUUACAACGGGAGAUGGGGGGUUACAACACCAGCAAGUUGCCCAUGUGUUUGCUCUCAAAUCUGGUUUUCCAAAACAUCUUGUAUGUAGGUCUUUAUUAUAUAGGAGUCACCAGUUUUAUUGACUAUUGAAUGAUCACGCCUGUUGUAUUCAGUGUUACUCAAUGGUUUCCUUGAAAAUAAAUACAUUUUUAU
This is a messenger RNA of Lampris incognitus (smalleye Pacific opah), 2951 nucleotides long. It is a transcript of the gene ctdspl2a, whose product is annotated as CTD (carboxy-terminal domain, RNA polymerase II, polypeptide A) small phosphatase like 2a. The coding region runs from base 428 to 1852 and encodes 474 amino acids. NCBI's taxonomy places the organism in Eukaryota, Metazoa, Chordata, Actinopteri, Lampriformes, Lampridae. The record is from RefSeq and is a predicted model, not a curated record. The transcript has 13 exons. Gene Ontology annotation, molecular function: phosphoprotein phosphatase activity.